AUGCAAAAAAUUAUUGCUGUUGAACUGAAGGAGAAAGAAAGUUCUCAUUCCAGAGGACCUCAUUCUCAUGAAGCUCAUCACAUCAAACCCUCGACAAAAAUCCAAAAAAAUAAUGAAAAACCAGACUCCCAUAAAAAAAUUGAAACUAUCCACAAAAAGCUUGAAUCGAAUGAUAAGCAUAAUGCUUCUUCAAACCACGAAACCCCCGUUGAAACCCCUAUUGUGAAUGUUGGUCCAACCUUGAACCCUACCUUUGACUCUUCACCAGAUGGUGGUGAUGUGGAAAUUGACGCAACACCAUCACGUGACAUGGAUGUUCUCAUGCCGGAUGCAAAUCCAUUUGGUGAUAAUUCUGAAGCCUGGGAAUACAUCUUAAAACUUAAGGAUGUAUUUCUGGUUGAAUUGUCUAUUGUUAAAGAAGACUUGAGUAUUACAAUUGAAGAUUGGGAAAUAAAAUUUCAAAAUCUUGAACUUAAAAACAAUGAGUUAGCUAAACAACUCAUUGCUUUGACCGAAAAGCUUAAAGCUUCAGAAGGACAAGUGAAUUCUCUUCGCUCAGAACUUGAUGUUUUGAGAAACAAUCAGGUUCACACAGAAGUUAAACAUGUAAUGUUUGAAAAACUUAAAAAGGAAGUUAAGGAUAAUAAGGAUCAUUGCGAUAAAGUGAAACAUAAAGCUGAUGAAAUAGCUAAGAUGACUCUUCAAGAUUUGUCUCAAGAAAAAGCAAGAAACAAAAGAAUUAUCGACACUGAAAUCAAGGAAUUCAAAGAAAUGACCAACAAUCUUGAGAAAAGAGUUGAUAAUAUGGAAUACAAAGUUGGAACUAUUUCAACUAAGGCUGAUUUAACUACCAAAGAACUUAGCUACGCAAAAAGGAAAUCAAGAGUGCGACAUUAUGAAGGCUCAAAACAACACCGUGAAACUAAAGUUGAUGAAGACAAACCCACUUUUAGAGUGUGCAUAAGAAUUCCAGAUACCAUGAAAAGAGUUAAUAUCCCUGCGAUUGGAAAGAAAAUUGAUGCGGUUGCACAAAAGCCGGUGGCUCAGGAAAUAGGCUAUACUGUCAAAGGGCAUUUAUAUGUUCAACUUAAUGACAAAGAUUUUGCUGAUAAAGCUGCAGAAUGGAUCCCCAAAGUUGACCCUACUUAUUCAGUGCUUGACACAGAUUCUUGGUACAAGGCUGUACUUCAGGAAAUACCUAAUACGGCAUCGAUUGAAGACUUGAAAGAAACUCUCUACAAUUUUAAUGAUUACCAUAUUGUUUUGAAUACCGAACCCAAAAUCAUUAGCAGAAACCAAUUUACCCAAACAGCAUUGGUUUCAUUCAGAAAUGCCCAAGACUAUGCAAAGUGUGCUGAUAAUCUUAUUAUCCAGUACACAAAAGUUAAAGUUAGACCUUUUAUUAGCAGGAAAAAAAAAACUCCUGAAGAACUCCAAGCUAUGCAUAAAAAAGAACCUGAUAUCUUGUUAUUACAAGAACCUUACUUUAACAACUAUGGGCCCAUUAAACAUAAAGAUUGGAUCCCAAUCUUUACAGAAACUGGAAAAGAAAAAAAUAAAUGCAGAGCAAUUACUUACAUUAGGUCUAACUCUGACUUACGAGCAUUAACUACUAAAAUUGAAAAGUUUACAAAUCGAGAUAUGGUUACCAUUUUGGUUAAAGACAUUACAAUUGUCAAUGUCUAUAAUCAACCGAAACCACCCAAGAAAUACCCUGAGCCACCGGUUUUUGAGUUUCUCAAACGGGAGAUCAAGGAACAAUACUCAAAGAUUGUCAUUGCAGGUGAUUAUAACUUACAUCACAAGGAAUGGGAGUCAAGGGCAGGUCCGAAUACGGAAGCAGAUGAAGUUGUUGAGUGGCUACAUGAAAAUGAUAUGAUGUUAAUUACUCCAAGAAAUCAAAAAACAUACAACAAUAGAACCAAUAUUGAUUUGGUUUAUGGCUCAGUGGACUUACUUCAUAGAAUUUCAUUUAGUGGAGUGGAUGAAAAUACACUAAGUGAUCACUCAAUUGUGGAGUGGGACAUCUAUAUGUCUCAGAGUAAAAACAGGGAUGAAGUUUUACUUCGGUGA
This is a messenger RNA of Magnusiomyces paraingens, 2073 nucleotides long. RefSeq lists its product as uncharacterized. Gene Ontology annotation, molecular function: catalytic activity. The coding region runs from base 1 to 2073 and encodes 690 amino acids. The transcript has 3 exons. NCBI's taxonomy places the organism in Eukaryota, Fungi, Ascomycota, Dipodascomycetes, Dipodascales, Dipodascaceae. The record is from RefSeq and is a predicted model, not a curated record.